Molecule: messenger RNA, 1037 nt
Organism: Boeremia exigua
Lineage: Eukaryota; Fungi; Ascomycota; Dothideomycetes; Pleosporales; Didymellaceae
Product: RanBP1 domain-containing protein
Exons: 4
Coding region: 108-878 (256 amino acids)
Biological process (GO): nucleocytoplasmic transport
Cellular component (GO): nuclear pore; cytoplasm
Molecular function (GO): GTPase activator activity
Source: RefSeq, a predicted model, not a curated record
CCACAAAUUCCUAGACUAGACAAACCACAACACAAACAUCUCUGUACCCUGUUCUACAGUGUCUCCCACACGAACCCACACAGAAAGUCUCAGUCAUCUCACAUACCAUGUCUGACGUCGCUAAGCCCGACCCCGCCGUUGAGGUGGCCAACCCCGGCGCAACUCUUGUCAAGGACGAGACCGCGAAGGUCACCACCGACAAGGCUGCCGACAAGGAGGAGAAGCCUGCGACUACCAGCGACGACAAGCCCGUCACUGAGAAGGCGACAGAAGCUGCUACCUCGGCCGCAGCCGCAGUGAAGGACAACGUCUUCUCCAUGUUCGGCGGCGGCCCUAAGAAGGAGAAGAAGGAGGAGACCGACGAUGUCAACGACCGCUCCGGCUCGUCCAAGGCACAGGGCGCCACUGAGGAGGACCCCGAGGCGCAGGAGCCCGACGUCGAGUUUGCCCCCGUUGUCCACCUCACCGAGAAGGUCGACACCAAGACGAACGAGGAGCUCGAGGAGCAGGUUUUCAAGAUGCGCGCCAAGCUGUUCAAGUUCGACCGCGAGUCGCGAGAGUGGAAGGAGAGGGGUACCGGCGACGUCAGGUUACUGAAGCACAAGGAGAACGGCAAGACCCGCCUGGUGAUGCGACGAGACAAGACGCUCAAGGUCUGUGCCAACCACUACGUUGUACCCGACAUGAAGCUGUCGCCCAACGUCGGCAGCGACCGCAGCUGGGUGUGGAACGCCGCCGCUGAUGUCAGUGAGGGCGAGCCCGAGGCGCAGACGCUGGCCAUCCGCUUUGGCAACAGCGAGAACGCCAACCUGUUCAAGGAGGCCUUCAUCAAGGCCCAGCAGGAGAACGAGGCCCUGUUCGGCAAGUCAUCAGAGUAAGGCAAGGCGUGAGUGGGUGGAGGGAGGAAUGAGGAUCAUGCACGAAGCGAUGACAUUUUGGGACGGUAUCAUAACCACAACGGCGAUAGAAGCUCUCACACUUGCACAUACUAGAUAGUACUAAAUUGGCCCGACUCCAAGUCCACGGCAUUCCCCAAA